AGUAAAUAAGGAGUCAUGCGGCGUGCAUGCUUGAGUGGUUAAAGAAAAUGAAGGAAUUACGAGCGAAAUUCUUUACGGUAGUCUUUCUAUCUUCCAUCUAUGUCUCUUUCCCAGAAUCUAUCCAGAUCAACAGGUUUAUUUCGCAGCCUAAAGACCCACAAACUUGGAAAAAGGUGUUUGACUGGUUUGUUGUUCCGUCGUCGACUUGUUACCAAGGGAAAAUUGGAACUGGUGGUAACUACUGUAACGAAUCGUGCACAAAAGAUGACUCCAAAGACCAGUACUUGUGUCGCUGUUCCCAUAAAUUUGCCACUGUCACGUAUGUAAAUAACACCUGGAUGUGUCUGGAGAAUAAGUUGGUGCGAAAUAAACUCGGAUGUGUGAACAACACCUUAUUUCAUUAUGAAAGAGAGUGGCAUGAAGUAUACACUCUAAGCACUCAGCCGAGCUGGGGAAGAAAAACAGCAUUAUACAAGAAGGAGACCUGUGUUUUAAACAUUAGUUCUUCCUGGGUCAUUGGAUGUCACGGGGAAAAGACUCCAGUUGACAGACUUACUAAUAGAACAAAGGAAAUCUUUGUCCUUGAAUGGAGUGACAAGAGUAAGGCAUACUAUUUAAAGGUGGUUGAUCCAAUCGCCAUUUUGCAGGGAAGAAUAAUAAAUCUGGGAGUAAGCUGCUCCCAGCCUCCUUCUGGCAUCAAAGAAGGCUGCCUACUCUUCAAACUGGAAGGAAAUAUCACCUGUAACCUCGCGUUUGGAAGACUUUCAUGGAAAUUGAAAGGUUAA
This is a messenger RNA of Pocillopora damicornis (cauliflower coral), 785 nucleotides long. RefSeq lists its product as uncharacterized. NCBI's taxonomy places the organism in Eukaryota, Metazoa, Cnidaria, Anthozoa, Scleractinia, Pocilloporidae. The record is from RefSeq and is a predicted model, not a curated record.